AUGUCUUCGAGAAUAUCUUUACAGCAGCCAUACGUGGUCGCUACUUUACCGCGAUCAACACAGGCCCAAUAUGUAGUUGGGGAAGUCUUUGGCGGUUCACCUGGAUCAAAAAAAAGAAAGAGGUCAGAAUUGGCGGUUGGAAUUCAUGGAGAGGGUGUGAAUUUAUAUGAUGUAUCAUCUUCGAAAUUACUUACCUCUUACGCUCUGCCUCCUGGCACUUCAUUCUCUUGUCCGCCAUACUCUUCCAGGUCGAAAACGACGAAAACCAGAACCGAGCGAAGAACAUAUGUUUCGACAUCCGGCUCGGAGGAUCAAAUCACAUUGUUCCAUGAUAUUACGGAAGGGACUAGCACGUCACAAUCUACAUCAGUCACACACAAGCUCAGUCAAUCGAAAGCGCCAGUAGUUCAUUUGGGUGCUUUAGCCUCUUCCGGAUUGGAUGCGAUCAAAAAGUCGGAUAUAUUGAUUGUGAAGAAAGAUGGUGAGAUUCAAUGCUUAGAUGGUGAAAGUCUUCAGCUAUUAUGGUCUUCUCCUGCCACCGCCCUCGGUCGAGCUUCAUCAAUGACAAUGACCAAUAUCGAGGUGGAAUAUGCGCACAUCACAAAUGCCUAUUCCGCUGGGCAGGGAAUCUUGAAAGGUCGCCAGGAUGUUUUUGCAUUUUUCCCACAAGAAGUGACUGAGGAUGGCUUCAAUCCAGACAUAAUAAUUGUGAUUACAAAGUCAAAUGUGCAGGAAGCUGGAGAAAGUGUGCGUACAUUACACAUUGUAGCGUUACCAAGGAAGGCAACGACAUAUUUGAAUGGCACAACACAUUCUGUCGAAUCUCUUCUCGACGCCCCUCUACCAAUUCGCAAAGCUCCAAAGAAGAAAGCAACAGUUGGGAAAGCUUCCUUCGGUAUCAACGUUUCCGCCGGUAUUUUGCAGAUAUUGGAAGCGGAAGUGUUGACAACUUUGGAUUUACAUGAUACAUUCCCAAAGAUACAAUCCGAAAUCAACACUCCUGGUACUGGGUCAUUCCUUCGCCUUUCAAGCACUUCUAUCAUCAUGUCAACUCAACAAGCUAUUAGCAUUCUCAAUCCAAAAUACGAGUCUGUCUUGGCUACCAUCAAGUUGGAUGAUGAGACAAACAAAGAAUCACUCAAGCGCAAACGAGACUCUGACGAUAAGCAGAGACCACGAUUGGAUAUUCCUGCUCAAUUCAUAUCUUACUACCCCAAACUUGGGACAGCUUUGGCUAUCUCAGAUAAUGAGCUCGUUGCCGUUCAAGUGGAUUUCCAACCUGGCCAAGGAUCGAAAUCUCGAGCAUUUGGACUAUUGAUCGAUUCUCUUGGCUGCUCGGAUCCACAAGUUGUACGUGCCAAACCCGGAAAGGAGCCAUCACAUGGAAAGUGGCUUUUCGUGGAUCAUUAUCUUCCUGGAUCAAUGGGUAUGAAAGAAGAUGCAUGGGUAAAUGUGACGAGAGAACCUGAGAGGUGUGUCAAGAGUGGAGAUACUGCUGCUUUCGAGAAGGCGUUGGGCAGUAAGUUUGAUCAAGAUUGGAGCACCGAAACGUCCGAAAAUCCUGCAGACAAGAUUGCCAAGAUAGAGCCUUCUGAAGUCGAUCGUAGAUGGAUAUUAUAUGCACUAAGUAAGAUUUUUAGCUGGUCUCAGAAUCUGGAAGGAAUGUAUGAACUCUCUAUUGUUUUCUAUCCUCCUAGACUUUUUAGGUGGUUGCUUCAAACAGGAAAUAUGACGAUUCUUAAUAUUGAAUCAGCAUUGAGACAAGAGAUUCGAACCUCACUUUCUGGCCCAAUACCAGCUGGCCAACUUGUCAAUGCUAUUGUUAAGUUGGACCGGGAAAUGGAAUUACUACUUCAUCUUGUUUCGUCCAACUUACUCGGCGCAGCGGAACUUCUCCACGCGAUUCGAAAAUUAAUGGAAACUAUGGAUUUGUUUGAACUGGGAGACUGUUCAAGCCCAAAGCAAGCAUUGCUGACAAAUGGGGAAGACGCCCCCUUGGAAACUGAUAAUGCUGAAGAGGAAGUACAAAGACUUGAAGCCGAGGCUGAAGAUGAUCUCCAACUCGCCGAAUUUCAAUUAGGAGAAGGUUCUGGUGUCAGAGGUGAAGCCUUGAAUGUGGCUCUCUCAAAACUCUAUACAUGUCCAGACAAUAAGAUUACGGAAGCUUUACAGACAACUUUUACAAGUCAAGAAACGGUAUCACUAAUCUAUAUUUUGAGAGUCGAAUUGGCUAAAGGUGGAUGGACGGGUCGAUACCUUGAUAUCUUGGAAAUAGAUGAUGACGAAGUUGAGGCACCUGAUAAUUCCAUCAUUCUCAUCUCCAGCUUACUCAACAAUUGUGUUGAUGCUCUUGCAGCCGGUGGUUGGUUGACUGGAAAUGCAAGAUUGAUCAAUGGUGAUCAAUCCGAAUCCGAAGCAUUCAUUGGAACAUUGAAAAUGGAAGUUAGUGCCGCACUCGAAGGUAUCGAAACGGCUGUUUAUCUCAAGGGAUUGACAUCCGAAAUGGUCCGUUACGGGGAUUCCGUACUUAAAACCCUUGGCAAUGAAGAUACUGGACGAAUGGCCAAGUCAAUAUUGACACUUCCUUCGGGCGAAAAGGAUCUCUCGAUAUUACCCAUUGGACUCAAGGCCGAGAAACAAAUUUCUCGUCUUCGUGUAGGUGCAGGAGGAGAAAUUCAAAAGAGAAGUAAGAGAGAUAUUGGAAGAUUGUUGAGUAGACAAGUGGGAAAAUAUACAAGAGAAAGAAUUGUUGUGUGA
Messenger RNA from Botrytis porri, 2757 nucleotides. RefSeq lists its product as uncharacterized. The transcript is spliced from 2 exons. The record is from RefSeq and is a predicted model, not a curated record. The coding region runs from base 1 to 2757 and encodes 918 amino acids. NCBI's taxonomy places the organism in Eukaryota, Fungi, Ascomycota, Leotiomycetes, Helotiales, Sclerotiniaceae.